Lolium perenne is the source of this 1473-nucleotide messenger RNA. The record is from RefSeq and is a predicted model, not a curated record. NCBI's taxonomy places the organism in Eukaryota, Viridiplantae, Streptophyta, Magnoliopsida, Poales, Poaceae.
AUGACUGAUCUUUCUGGCAAAAGCAUUCUAUACUGGGCUCCAUCUGCAAUACCUCCGUCGGCAAGGUUUACCCCUGAAGCCGAGUUGUAUGCCAUUGAAGCCCUACCUAAACCAGAAAUCCCUGGUGUCUGGGUGGUCCGUGACUUUCCAGAUGUCUUCCCUGAAGAGUUACAUGGCAUGCCACCUGAUCGAAGUGUGGACUUUGUCAUUGAGGUCGUUCCCGGAACUGCCACUGUUUCCCGGAGACCAUAUCGUAUGCCUCCGGAAGAGUUGGUUGAACUGAAGAAGCGGAAGCCAAAUUCGAAUCCUUGGCAAAGUGGUACCAGAGCUACCGUUCCUCCGGCCACCGCACCGGCGGCGCGCCCUCCCUCCCUCCCAAAACCCAUCUUCCGGCCUCUCCCGCCGCACCCUGUUCCCGGAACCAGUGCCGAGCUCCCGCAACACUCCGCCGCCGCGUAUCACCCACCCCGCAGCACCCCGCCGUGGCGCAUCACGCCAAUCCCACCCAGCCGCGACACCAACCGCCGCUCCCCGCGCCAAAAGCGCCUACCUUGCGGCUCCAGCAACCGCAGCGCGCGCCGGGCCGUCCCGCGCCACCGCGACCAUGUCGCACCGCUCCAGGUCGGGCUCCCGCACAAGCCACGACAGGCCCAGUAUCCGCUCGGCCUCAUCAACCGACGCGGAAAUCGCCGCGCUGCGCUCGCAGCAGCGGGCCGACCGCGACGCGCGCUCCGUCAGGCGCCGCCUACAGAAGCACCAAGUGGAGACAUCGGCUACCCUCGACGCGAUGCAGAACCGAUGGAAUCCAUGGCGCUGCUGCAGUCGCAGAUGACGACCAUGAUGCAGCAGAUGCAGGGAAGCCUCAACCGCAUCGUCCCCACAGAAGGUAUGACACCUAACUUCCCUCUCGCCACCGGCAAUGGCCGCACCUUUUCCACCCCUCCAACACGCACAAACUCCAUCCUUUCACCGAUCCCAGAAGACUCCACACCGAUUCCCACCCCCCACUCCGCAAAUCACCCUCCUUUUCCCCCUACCCUGGGCCAAUUCGCGCCGGACCAGCUACCACUCCCACCAUGCAUCCAGGGUGUUCGACAGAAAGACACUGCCUACUCCGGCCCGAUCACGUCGACCGCUGGACCCUCCUCAUCCUACACACACAUCACACAACACACCACUCCCACAAACCAACCACAGUUCUACCAACCUCACUCCCCACGCCAACAGCAGCAUGAUCCAAUACCACAAUGGCUGGUGCACUGGGACACAAUGACAGCAGAGGAGGCAACCUGGGAAGAUGCUUCAUUCAUACAGGAAACUUUCCCAGUUUCAGCCCUGAGGUCUGAGCUCGCGAGGGGGGUCUUGUCAGGAUCCGAACUAGCAAGGCCAGCCCUACUAGUCAUUAGGACUAAGAUAAAUUAUGUUUUCCUUAAUUAUGUAAGAGCUAGCACUGUAAUGGCACUUUUAGCUUGA